AUGCCCAACGGAUCUCUCAAUUCAUUUCUCUUCGCUGGAUCACAAAAGUUGUUGGAGUGGAAGACAAGAUUCGAGAUCGCUCUAGGCACUGCACGAGCUUUAGUUUAUCUCCACGAGGAAUGCAGAGAUCAAAUCAUCCACUCCGAUAUAAAGCCCGAGAACAUUUUGCUGGAUAGCGAUUUCACCGCAAAGAUAGCUGAUUUUGGCCUGGCAAAGUUAGUGGGAAGAGAUUUCAGCAGGGUUUUGACAAGCAUGAGAGGAACUCAAGGUUACAUUGCUCCCGAGUGGCUCGCUGGCUUAGCAAUUACUUCCAAGGCAGACGUGUAUAGCUUCGGCAUGAUGGUUCUGGAGAUAAUAUCGGGUCGAAGAAAUGUGGACAUGAGCGUGAAGGAACAGACUAAGCAGUACUUUCCUUCGUGGGCUGCAACUCAAAUUCAAAAUGGAGACAUGAUGAGUAUUUUGGACGAAAGAAUUGCAGAGCAUGUGGAUGUUGAGGAGGUGAGAAGAGCUACACUUGCAAGCUUGGUAUGCAUUGCAAAGGAUGAGAAUGAGAGGCCAAGCAUGGCUCAAGUUCUACUGAUUCUCCAUGGCAAGAUGGAUGCUGAUACACAAUUAAAAUGUUUAGCUCCUCUUGGCUGGGUGCCUUUCCGGUUAUGCUUGAUUUGGGUAGGGAAUAAACUUCUUUUCUCUCCAGGUGAUUAUUUCUAUCGUAGAUAUAAUGUUGUCAAAUGGAUUGGGUUGCAAGAGAUAUGUUUAGAACAUAGAGUGGACAGCGUUGAGAUUAUUUGA
Messenger RNA from Cryptomeria japonica (Japanese cedar), 789 nucleotides. RefSeq names its product G-type lectin S-receptor-like serine/threonine-protein kinase At2g19130. The transcript is spliced from 3 exons. Bases 1 to 789 code for a protein of 262 amino acids. Gene Ontology annotation, biological process: protein phosphorylation. NCBI's taxonomy places the organism in Eukaryota, Viridiplantae, Streptophyta, Pinopsida, Cupressales, Cupressaceae. Gene Ontology annotation, molecular function: protein kinase activity; ATP binding. The record is from RefSeq and is a predicted model, not a curated record.